CAACUGAAUAAGUGUUAUAUCAAUUGGGUUUAUGAUGGUAUUUUAACCAUAUGAAACCUUAUGUAUUUCAGGGUGGAGAUGUAAUGCUCUUCAUACUCAGAUGUACAUGCUUGAGGGUGCAUCAAGAUGGAACAUCAACCGGGCUCAUCAGGCUGUGGACAUAAGUGGUGUAUCGCAUACCAAAAUGUAUGACGCACGUUUAAUGUCCUACAUGAACAUACUCAGCAACAGAGUCCUUGGAUGUGCACUCCUUCCAGAAUUUACACCCCCUGGGAAACCCACUGAUGAACGUAUAGCUGUGGAGUACUUGCUGGCACAGUCUGACAGAGGAGACCUGCUCUCUCCACUGGAGCAUGGUGAAGUGGGCGUAACUCUGCCAGAGAUGCAGGUUGAGGUUCAGGAGGAUGAGUGUCUGGAUGUCACAAUAUGUGAUGCAGCCGACAUCAGUUUAGAUACCCACAUCCUUGGCAGAUCAAGUAGUCAUGAUUCAUUAAGCUCCUCUCUGGAAGCCAGUGUUCCAAUAGAUGGCUCUUGCAGUCCUGAUGUUGAAGACAUUUUCUGUGCUGAGCCUAGCACAUCAGCUCCGGACAGUAGAUGUGAUUCAAGGGGUGUUCCUGGAUGGGAGGCAGUGGAUAACCUUGCAAGGUUCCUUGUCAGCCUCAACCGCACUAUCACUGCUUUGUCAACCAACGAGAUAGCAGAGAUUUUAAGGUUAUAUUCGUGUCUGCAUGCCAUUGAUCAGUCCUCCUCCAAGUAUUCCCUUAAGUGCAAGAAAAAGAUCUUGGAAGGUCCUUGGAGAGCUUCACGGAAGCGUAGUGGCUCAGCCCCUGGCCAGCAAGCAGCUGAGAGACUGUUCAUGAUUCAUGGCCAGGCUGCCGAGAGACCUGAUGCCAACAGGAUUUCAGAAUGUGUCGCACUCAAGCUUUUGAAGGAGUUCAAUGAAGCAAGAAACAGGCCCAGAGACAACAAGGGCAAAGUCUUUGCCAUUCCUCAGGCGAUUGUGAUGACAUACAGUCACAUUAAGCAGCUGCUUGAAGACUGCAGAGAGAUACUGGAGAAGACCAACUUGGUGCUAGUUACGGUCAACAACACUACAGUGUCGUCUUGGCUUCUUGACAGGAAAACAAGAACGGGUCGAGACACCUUGCUGCAAGGAGUGCAAUUCCAUCAGCAUGUUGGUUUGGCAAAUGAGCCGCUUCCAAAGCCUAAAGAGCUCCCAUCUGCACCUGUACAACAUGGACAUGUUGCCAUUGAAUUCCAGGAGCCUGAAAAUCGGGAGGGUGAGGCAGUUAUUCGUCAGCGUAAAUAUGCACGAACUGGAACUGCAAUGUCUUCUAUUACACACACAGAGCUAGGGCUAGGAGACACAUCGCCAUUUGGCACAGGCUAUUCUCCUGCAGCAGAAGCCCAGCAACUUCCAGGGUUGCAUACCUGGCCUGGAUAUUCUGACUGGUCUUCUCCGCUGUAUCCACCACAUCAUGGUUUGUCUUUCCAUCCACCACCGGCUCCACCAAUGCCUCACGGGUGGUCUUCCCUUCCACCAGGCCAACAGCCAUCAGCACCACCACCAUACUCUCAAGGAAGGUCUUCCUUUCCGUCAGACCAACAGCCAUCAGCACCACCACCGCACUUUCAGGGAUGGUCUUCCCUUCCACCAGGCCAACAGCCAUCAGCACCACCACCACACUCUCAGGGAUGGUCUUCCUUUCCGCCAGGCCAACAGCUAUCAGCUCCACCACCUCCUCGGAACCGACAACGUGCUUGGAGACUGCACAAGGCAGCACUUGCGGAUCAGGAAAGUAUGGCAAGAGGGGAGCCACCAAAGAAGCGUUACACUAAAGAACAUUAG
Molecule: messenger RNA, 1849 nt
Organism: Paramisgurnus dabryanus
Lineage: Eukaryota; Metazoa; Chordata; Actinopteri; Cypriniformes; Cobitidae
Source: RefSeq, a predicted model, not a curated record